Molecule: messenger RNA, 885 nt
Organism: Neltuma alba
Lineage: Eukaryota; Viridiplantae; Streptophyta; Magnoliopsida; Fabales; Fabaceae
Product: condensin complex subunit 2-like
Exons: 4
Coding region: 351-731 (126 amino acids)
Biological process (GO): mitotic chromosome condensation
Cellular component (GO): condensin complex
Molecular function (GO): chromatin binding
Source: RefSeq, a predicted model, not a curated record
UUUUUCAGAUUCUGGUACUCUACCCUUUAUCAGACAACCCACACACAAAAGAAAAUCCUUCCACCUUACCAUACCUCUACCAGUUGUGCUUAUAUUUCCGACUUCGAGAUUCCAUAGUUUUUGCAAUGACAAAACAUCAUGGGUCUCCAACCCAUUGUUUUAGGAACUCUCGAUUAAAAAACACAAGGCGAAUAUUGGCUUUCUCAUUUCUAAUUUCAACCUUGUGACCCAACUCUCCUGUUUCUCAUAGAGUAAGGCAUAAUGACUGAGGUGAAAACUAUUGGCAACAGACCAGUGAUCUAGUGCCACACUGGGACCAUAAGAGUGCAUCUGAUGAUCAUCGUGAUGACAUGCAUGUUUAUAGUAGUGGUGAAGUCAAUGAGGAACUUAUCUCCCGCCCUUGCCAGGUAAAAGAAAUUGAGAUUCAGUAUGAGGAAACUACUAAACCAGUUGACGUACAUGCUUUGAAGAAGUGGCUUUGGCAUCACAUGAUGGAUUCCAGAGAAAGCACAGAGUCGGUACAUGAUGGCACUAUAUCUUUCAAGUAUCCGUUAGCCUCGCUUCCAAGCAAUGAUUCUGAUGCUGUAGAAGCAGAGGAUAUCUCUCUUCACAAGUGCUUCAUCUGCCUUCUUCAUUUGGCCAAUGAACAUGGUUUAAUCAUCAAUGACUGCCCAGAGCUGGACGAUCUCAUCAUAUGUUUUGUCUUAAGUAUACGUAAAGUAGCUCUUUAGCUCAGCGCUGUAUUGAAAAGCGUGUUUGUCAUCCUUGCUUAUCUCUUCAUGAGUUACUUAUCAUUUGUAGACUGGAAGUCUUUAAUUUUGAGCCAAAGUGCUUCAUUAUCUAUGGACGUCACCUCAUGGCAUUGCAAGGUGACACAUUACAAUA